Messenger RNA from Chenopodium quinoa (quinoa), 759 nucleotides. RefSeq lists its product as uncharacterized. Bases 1 to 759 code for a protein of 252 amino acids. Lineage: Eukaryota; Viridiplantae; Streptophyta; Magnoliopsida; Caryophyllales; Amaranthaceae. The transcript has a single exon. The record is from RefSeq and is a predicted model, not a curated record.
AUGGCUCAAUCCGAGAUGUUGAAUGAAUUCACAUUGUCUUGUAACAAAAUGUUUGAGGUCUUAUUUACUCAUGGAAAGAUGCUUGAGAACCAAAUCAAUGAACUAGCCAUCCCUUUGAGUCAUUGUGCUAGUCCUCUUUCUUUACCCUCACAAGAAGUUGACUCUAGGGAACCGAUGUGUGCUAUGACCACUAGGAGUGGUAAAGUCCUUAAGGAGAGUGUUCCUAGAAAGAGUAAGGAGAGUGAAAAGGAGAGUGAUUCGAGUGAAGGGAAUAAGCAUGAAGAGCCUAGCAAGAUGAGUGAGGAUUCUAAUUAUAAGCCUAAGGAGAAAGAGAGGAAGCAAGAUGAGGUUUACAAACCUAGACUCCCUUACCCCCAAAAGAACAAUAGGCAUAAAUUGGAUGAGCAAUUUGGGAAAUUCAUCGAGAUGCUUAAGCAACUUCAUCUUACUCUUCCUUUCACCGAUGUUGUAGAACAAAUGCCAAACUAUGCUAAGUUUCUUAAGGAAAUUUUGAGCGGUAAGAGAGAUUGCAAUAUGGUGGAACCGGUGAAUUUGGGGGAGUGUUUUAGUGCCUUUAUUCAUAAUGACUUACCCCAAAAGUUGAAAUAUCCCGGAAAUUUCUCCGUACUUUGCAAAAUCAAAGGAAAAUUGUUCCACAAUGCUCUUUGUGAUCUUGCUGCUAGUGUUAGCAUCAUGCCUUAUUCCGUUUUUAAGAAACUUAAGCUAGGUGAGCUCCUUCUAUCCAACAUGACCCUUUAA